GUUUAUAUAGAUAUCAAGCCAAAACUAUCUGAUGAUCAACAGUGAUAAUUUUUGUGUUUGAGCAGAUAUAGUCAAUCAAACGACUGUUGCCAAUAAGUCAUGGUUCACCUCAGUGCUUGCCUGUUAAUGAUUGUCGUAAUAGCAUGCGUGUUUCUAUUCAGCAGAAGUGGUCGUUCAAACUCUUCAACCAGCAUUGAAAUUGAGAAAAGUAGCAGAAGUGGAGGAGAUACUCCUCUUAAAAUCCGCAUUAUUUACAACGAUUGGCACCAGUGCAUCAAUGAUAUUUUGCUCCCAGUUAUGGCUGAUCCUAAAAAGCUUUGGUCCAUCUUUGGUGAAUCCAUAGAAACCUGUCGUCAGCAAACCGCCAUGGAUAAACUGAACCUCACUGAACAUAGUAAUAAAGAAGAGAUCAAGUACCACAUCCACAACAAUACUGAUAUAACUCCAUCUGUGGUAGUCACUCUCGGAGUAGGACGUAACAUACUCGCUGAGCAGCAGCUCAAGGAACUGCUGCCACAAGGUUCCUUAUUCUUUGGUGCGGAUCCUAUAUACGAAGGAAACGAUCGGCUCUACUCAACUAUCGGAACAUUCCUUCCAAUUGCCGUGAGCAACGAAACUAAGUUGGGCCAGGCGUACGUUUUAAAAAAAGGUUAUGUUUACCAAACCAUGGUUCACAUUGACGUAAUAACAUUACUAGUGAAACUCACGAAGACUCCUUUCAUCGACCAGUUCCUUAUAGACAAUGAAGGUCCUGAAUACGAUAUAAUUCCCAUGAUGGGAGUGAAUGAUGAGUUUGAUAAAAAUGGGCUUGUCGCAUGCCAAAUAAAUGUUGAGUUUCACGCUUACAACAAUUUCCAUGAGCGCUUUGUUUUCGUGCUGAAAAAGUUAUUGGACGAUCGACGGUAUGCAAUAUUGAAAGCCUCUCGUGAACCUCAUUACCGCGUUUUUAUGUUGAACUUCGAACAUGCAAAAUGUGUUGAGAAGUACAUUAUGCAUUAUUUUGUUUGAGCCAAGCUUUUCCAUUUUUGGCAGUGUUGCUGAACUAUUGCGUGCUUAAUGACCAAGCUAUUUGUUAAAUCUGUGCAAUUUACCUUAAUUGCUCGUAAAAACAGCUGUUGUGAAUGUUGUAUAACACGAUGUUGACGUGGUACAGCUUCCCUUUCCUCCUGCAUCUGUCAAGCUUGUCAAGUGUGUCUUUCCAUUCUCU
Molecule: messenger RNA, 1207 nt
Organism: Cylicocyclus nassatus
Lineage: Eukaryota; Metazoa; Nematoda; Chromadorea; Rhabditida; Strongylidae
Source: the annotation of a GenBank genome assembly